This is a messenger RNA of Lycium barbarum (goji berry), 2422 nucleotides long. Its product is annotated as vacuolar protein 8-like. The transcript has 2 exons. Gene Ontology annotation, molecular function: protein binding. Bases 532 to 2196 code for a protein of 554 amino acids. Lineage: Eukaryota; Viridiplantae; Streptophyta; Magnoliopsida; Solanales; Solanaceae. The record is from RefSeq and is a predicted model, not a curated record.
GGGAUUUAUUUUGCUGAUUGUGAUAUUUGCUUGCAGAAACAGUAUUGGAAGUCUUUAAGUGGUUGAGAAAGCUUUGAGUGGCUUUGAUGACAGCCAAAAGACUAGUCAAAUAGAGUUAUACUUUAAAAUUUCAAUUCUUGUUAUUUAUUGCAGAAAAUUUGUUGAACAUUCUUAUAGUGGGAGCUUGGUCCCAUUUAUAAAAUUUAAGACACAAAACCAUGUAUGUACAACUGGAGAGCAAAAAAGAUCCUAUCUUCUCUUCAAAGCAAAGAGUUUUUCUUUUUCAACACUAUACCAGCAAUGGUUAUCUAUAUAUAUGGGGAUAAAGUUGGAAUUAAGUUACAAAUAGAACUAUUGGACUGUCCUUUCUUGGAAUUUUGGCCUUAGAUUUAGAUCUACUCCAUGUUAUGCCUUUUGUUAUGUGGUAGUUGAACAUUUUUCUAUUCAUUCUAGAAUCAAUGUCCUAUUCCGUGGCUGAAAGUUCUACUCAGCAGUAGUAUAGCAUCUGAUCGCUUGCCUCUACUUCAUAUCAUGGUGGAGGAGAUUGGUAACUUGUCGGUUGAAGAAUGGCUCUCGCGUGCACAGGAGCUUGUGCCUGUGGCACUUGAGAAGGCAAGAGAGGUUAAAGGAUUCCCUGGUAGAUGGAAGAUGAUUAUUUCAAAAUUGGAACAGAUCCCAAACCGGCUAUCUGAUUUGUCUAGCCACCCUUUCUUCUCAAAGAAUGCUCUUUGUAAGGAGCAAUUGCAGACAGUGUCGAAGACGUUAAAUGAAGCUGUUGAAUUAGCAGAGAAGUGUGUGAAAGAGAAGUACGAGGGAAAACUUCGGAUGCAAAGUGAUUUAGAUGCAUUGACAGGGAGAUUGGAUUUGAAUUUACGUGAUUGUGGGCUCUUAAUCAAGUCUGGAGUGCUUGGUGAGGUUACUUUGCCGUCAUCUGUUGCGAGCACAUCCGCGACACCUGAGGCGGCAGUAAAUGGAAAUUUACGAGAAUUGCUUGCUCGGCUUCAGAUUGGCCACUUGGAGGCUAAACAUAAGGCUCUUGAUAACCUUCUUGAAGUCAUGAAAGAAGAUGAGAAAAAUGUUUUGGCUGUCCUAGGUCGAAGCAAUAUCGCGGCUCUAGUCCAAUUAUUAACUGCUACUUCCCCUCGAAUGAGGGAGAAGACCGUAACUGUAAUUUGCUCGCUUGCAGAAUCCGGGAGUUGUGAGGAUUGGCUUGUUUCAGAAGGUGUUCUCCCUCCUCUUAUACGUCUUGUUGAAUCAGGUACAACUGUGAGUAAAGAGAAGGCCACCAUUUCUCUCCAGAGAUUGUCGAUGACAGCAGAAACAGCUCGUUCUAUUGUCGGACAUGGCGGGAUUAGGCCUCUAAUCGACAUCUGCCGGAGCGGUGACUCUGUUUCACAGGCGGCUGCUGCUUGUACCCUAAAAAAUAUAUCUGCUGUUCCAGAAGUUCGACAAGCUCUAGCUGAAGAAGGAAUCAUAAAAGUUAUGAUAAAUCUCCUUGAUUGUGGAAUACUGUUGGGAUCUAAAGAGUAUGCAGCUGAAUGCUUGCAAAAUCUUACUUCCGGCAAUGACGAUCUCCGAAGAUCAGUUGUAUCAGAGGGUGGAAUCAGAAGCCUGUUGGCAUACUUAGAUGGUCCACUGCCCCAAGAGUCAGCUGUAGGGGCUUUGAGAAAUUUGGUUGGGUCUGUGCCAAUGGACAUUUUAAUCUCGCUUGGUCUCCUGCCAAGGUUGGUUCAUGUCCUUAAGUCGGGAUCACUUGGUGCACAACAGGCUGCUGCAUCAGCAGUUUGUAGAAUUUGCGCCUCAACUGAGAUGAAGAGACUUUUGGGUGAAGCUGGAUGUAUUCCUCUCCUUAUUAAGAUGCUGGAAGCUAAAGUAAAUGGGGUGAGGGAGGUUGCUGCUCAAGCGAUUGCUAGCUUAAUGUCCCUUGCGCAUAAUUGCAGGGAAGUCAAGAGAGACGAUAAAAGUGUGCCAAAUUUGGUUCAGCUUCUUGAUCCAGCUCCUCAAAACACUGCUAAGAAGUAUGCUGUUGCUUGCCUUUCCUUGCUUUCCUCGAGCAAGAAAUGCAAGAAACUAAUGAUUUCCUAUGGAGCAAUUGGAUAUCUAAAGAAGCUUACUGAGAUGGAUAUUCCAGGUGCAAAGAAGCUACUUGAACGCUUGGAAAGAGGGAAGUUGAGAAGCUUGUUUAGCAGAAAAUAGGUAGGCCAGAUAGUCACUGUGCUUGUACAAUGAAAUCUUAAUCUUUAGUCAAAUCCAUGAUCAUAAUAUCAAAUGUAGCUCAACAGGGGGGGGAAGGAGGGAGGCCAAAGCCUGUUGAUCUGUGCUGUCAAUGGUUUAAAUAAAACCUUCCUGACCAUUUGUAUAACUAUCUCAAGUUCUAUUUAUCAGUUUCUUAUCUCUACUAAAAGCAAAAUGGUUCUGUUGU